CAAUACUACUGAGACAUCUACAGCUUAACACACAGAUACGCAGAACCGCCUAUCCCGGCUGCUGUAAGUGAUGCUGCACUGAGGCGCACUUUGAUCCAACUCCACCGGGGCGGCGAUGCGCUCUCUGCAUUCCUCAUUUAACAGUGUUUGUGCGCUGUCUUGAAUCAGUUAAAACAAGUGGUUCUUAAAUAAAUCAGGUUUACGCUUUCAUUUGUUCAUUAGAGCUUGUUUUUUCCCUUUUCUUUCUUCUUUUUUGUGCCAUCUUUGGAUUGAAGUUUUACACUCGGGUCAAGAGGCGUUUUUACGCACGUCCAAGUAUCAUUUCAGCGAUUUUAGGGUCUUAAAAAAUGAAGAUAAAUUAAGCUGCAGGGUUACAAAGUUUAUGUAAAACAACAUUGGAUCAUUGCGUAUCUCCGCCUGUGGGACUGCGAGCCCGAGACAGCAGAAGAGGAAUUACAGUCUCCUUUUUUUUUUUCAAACAAAGUUGAUCGCUGCUCUUCGCUAUUUUUCAACUUGCAGGCGAGGACCACAUUUCUUUUUAGCACAUGGAUAAGUUUUUUUAGCGGAUAACAUAUAUUUUUUUCUUUUUUUAUAUAUACUUCGUCUGCCUUUUCCUGCCAAUUCUGAUAAGGAUCCUCUCUUCCCCGUUUUUCCCACUCCAGAUUAAUUCAUGGCACUUGUUUUUUGUGAGUCGGUGAUGUCUUUACGCGACGGGAUUCGCGGCUGAUUUUCCCAUCAUAUCCAAGCAGAUAAGAAUCGCUGCAGUAAAAGUGAAGCUCCUAUCUAAUCUUGAGUAUGGACUUAGCAAGUCAGGCGCAUGUGCUGGUGGUCUUGCUCACCUCUGUGGUAUUACUAUGCGAGGCCCAGGAGAGGGACUACGUAGUGAAGGAGGAGCAGCCGGAGAACAUCCGCAUUGGAAAUCUGCGCAAGGACCUGGACCUCAACCUAGACCCUAACAUCAAACUAUCCUCACCGCUGCAGUUUAAACCUGUGUAUAAAACAGGCGACGUGCCUUUGGUGAGAGUAGAGGCCAACACUGGGGAAAUCUUUACCACAAAUCACAGAAUUGACCGGGAGAAGCUUUGCUCUGGAGUCUUCACUGAGAAACGCUGCUAUUAUGAGAUUGAGGUGGCGGUACUGCCUGAUGAGAUCUUCAGAUUGGUCAAGAUCCGUUUCCUGAUUGAGGACGUGAAUGACAACGCACCCCUUUUCCAGUCAACUGUGAUAAACAUCUCAAUCCCUGAGAACACGGCAAUCAACACUCGAUACCCGGUGCCAUCUGCAUUUGACCCUGAUGUGGGGAUCAAUGGGAUCCAGCAUUAUGAACUAGUCAAGAGCGUCAAUGAAUUUGGCCUAGAUAUUAUUGAGACUCCUGAAGGUGACAAGUGGCCGCAGCUCAUCGUUCAGCAGAACCUCGAUCGCGAGCAAAAGGACACCUUUGUCAUGAAGAUAAAGGUGGAAGAUGGUGGCAACCCUCCUAAAUCCAGCACUGCCAUUCUCCAAGUUACCAUCUCUGAUGUCAAUGACAAUCGUCCCAUCUUCAAGGACAGUGAGUUGGAGGUCUCAGUACCAGAGAAUGCUCCAAUGGGGACAUCAGUUGCUCAGCUUCAUGCCACGGACGCAGACUUGGGUUCCAAUGCACAGAUCCACUUUGCCUUCAGCAACCAGAUCUCCUCCUCAACCAGACGCCACUUUGCCAUCAACAGCUCUACUGGUUUGAUCACUGUGAAGCAGCCGCUGGACAGGGAGGUAACCCCUGUUCAUAAACUCAUUGUGCUAGCGAGUGAUGGCAGCUCCACCCCAUCCCGAGCCACAGUGACUGUUAAUGUCACGGAUGUUAAUGACAAUGUUCCUUCUAUUGACACUCGCUACAUCAUCAACCUGGUAAAUGGAACUGUUCUGCUGUCUGAGAAUGCACCCCUCAACACCAAAAUAGCCCUGAUAACUGUUACUGACAAGGAUGCAGAUCUGUAUGGCAAAGUGGCUUGCUACACCGACCAUGAUGUUCCUUUCCGGUUGAAGCCUGUCUUUAAUGAUCAGUUCUUACUAGAGACAGCUGCCCCAUUAGAUUAUGAGACGACUCGAGAAUAUGCCAUUAAGAUAGUGGCCUCAGAUAGAGGGACGCCUCCUUUGAACACUUCAGCUAUGGUCUUAAUUAAAAUCAAGGAUGAGAAUGACAAUGCGCCCAUCUUCCCCCAGCCUGAAAUUCAACUUUCCAUACCAGAGAACAAUGAUCCCUCAACACAGUUAAUAAAAAUCAGUGCUACUGAUGCAGAUAGUGGACAUAAUGCUGAAAUCAUUUAUACCCUUGGCCCAGAUGCCCCUGAUGGUUUUAACAUAGACAGACGGACAGGUAUUCUGUCUGUUGGCAAACGACUGGACAGAGAGAAGCAGGAGAGGUACUCAUUCACUGUCAUAGCGAGGGACAAUGGUUCCACAUCCCUGCAGAACAAUGUUACCAUCAAGCUAAUCGUACAGGACCUUAAUGACAACAGCCCGGCUUUCACACACCCUGAGUACAACUUCUAUGUGCCUGAGAACCUGCCACUCUAUGGAACUGUGGGCUUAAUCACAGUAACAGAUGCUGAUGCAGGAGAUAAUGCUGUUAUAACUUUGUCCAUUUUAAAUGGGAAAGACAACUUCCUCAUCGACCCCCAAACAGGUGUGAUCAAGCCAAAUAUCACCUUUGACAGGGAGCAACAAAGCUCCUACACAUUUAUGGUCAAGGCUGUUGAUGGAGGGCAGCCUCCCAGCUCCUCCUAUGCGAAGGUCACGAUCAAUGUAGUCGAUGUGAAUGACAAUCGGCCAGUGUUCGUCAUCCCAUCCUCCAAUUACUCAUAUGACCUAGUCCGAACUACCACACCGCCUGGUGCUGUGGUGACCAGAGUUUUCGCCAUUGACAAUGACACAGGUAUGAAUGCUGAGCUGCAGUAUAAAAUUACGCAUAGCAUCAUCAUCAGAUCUGGAGCUCCAUCUAAACAUCUGUUUGUUAUCGACCAAACAACGGGUAACAUAACGCUACAGGAGAAAAUUACAGGAGCCAAUCAGGGGCUGCAUAGGUUGGUAGUCGAGGUCAAAGAUUUAGGCCAGCCUGAGUCCUUACAAGCUAUUGCACUUGUUCACUUGUUUCUCAAUGACACAGUAUCAAAUGCUACCUUCAUCCAAGAGCAACUGCGGAAAAGUAUGGAGACACCCUUGGACCGUAAAACAGGGGACACUGAGUUAACACAUCAAACUAAUGGAUAUGUGAUCGUUGUCAUAGCUAUCAUAGCAGGGACUAUGACUGUCAUCUUGGUGAUAUUUGUAACUGCUUUGGUGCGGUGCCGGCAGACGCCUAGACACAAAGUAGUACAGAAGGGCAAGCAGAGUGGAGAGUGGGUGUCACCCAACCAAGAGAACCGUCAGAUCAAGAAGAAGAAGAAGAGAAAGAAGCGAUCUCCCAAGAGCCUGCUCCUGAACUUUGUGACCAUAGAUGAAUCGAAGCCUGAUGACCCAUCCCAUGAGCAUGUUAAUGGUACGCUAGAUCUCCCUGUGGAGUUAGAGGAGCAAACUAUGGGGAAGUACAAUUGGGCAACCACGCCCACAACCUUCAAACCUGACAGCCCAGAUUUAGCCAAGCAUUACAAGUCUGCAUCCCCUCAGCCUACAUUUCAAAUCAAACCGGAAACUCCAGUGGCCCCUAAGAAACAUCACGUGAUCCAGGAGCUCCCCUUGGACAACACUUUUGUGGUGGGCUGUGACUCACUCUCCAAGUGUUCAUCGACUAGCUCCGACCCGUACAGUGUCUCAGAGUGCAGCUGUCAGGGGGGAUUCAAGACUGCGGGGCAAAUCACCACCCGACAGAACCAGAGCCAGACACCAGAGAAGUCUUUUAACUCACCGACCCCCAUUUGUCCUCAUAAGGAAGCCUGUCAGCUCGCCAAGAUAACUUCUGUCAAUACCCAGCGCCGUGUGACCUUCCACCUCCCUGAUGGCUCUCAGGAGAGUUGCAGCGACAGCGGGCUGGGAGACUUGGAUCCCAGCAGCACAGCCAGUGCCACCCACCCUCUUCCUCUGAGCUUCCCGCAGGAGGAGUACUACGAACAAACGUCACCCAACAGCCGCACAGAGGGAGAUGGAAACUCAGACCCCGAAUCCACCAUCGAGGUGAACCUGCAGAAAGCCUUGGCCGAGGCCUCUGAGACCUGCACCCAGGAGUGUCUGAUUCUGGGCCACUCCGACAGCUGCUGGAUGCCCCCGGCCCUGGCCCAGUUCCAGAGUCCUGGCAGCAACAGCCCCACCUCCACCCCAACCACUACCACCAUCACUGCCACCCUCCCCUCCUUCGGCUUCCAGCAGAGCUGCUCCCGGGGAGUAAGAGCCAACAUGAGCAGCAUGGGGGUCAUAGAUGGCCGCCAUACUUUGGGCAGGUCAGUGCCCAAAAAGGAUGAACUAGACAAAGGGAUCAACCGGCCGCAGUUCUACAACACCCUGGAUAGACACUGCAGUAGUAAGAAGGAAGACCCAGUCAAGGUCAUCCCCCUGGCAAGCUUCUCAUCACCCGGCCAGCAGACACCCUCUGGUGGGGGAAGCAGCUCUUUCUUACACGAGCACCAGCUGUAAUAGGAAAAGACAGAUCUUCUUUGGCCUGACGUACAGUGCAUAUGACUCCAUCCAUAGAAGGCCUAUGACUUCAUGAUUAGCAUAUGUGCGUAUGUGUGGAGGUAUGCAUAAUUUAAAUAACUUCGAUCAGCUCAAGGUCAGCUUUAGCGGCGAAGAUGUCUGAGAAUGAUAAGAUCACGGUUAUGUUAUUCAGAUGAAGUCAAAUUGAAUCAGUCCGAGAGCCUAAGCGUCUUAAACGAAGCGUACGGCUCAACACAUCAGACCCAUGUAUAAUAAAUAAAAGGUAGUUCUAUACCAAAGUAGAUCCAUCACAAAAAGGAAAAAAAGACAAAAAAAAAAAAAACCUAACAAACAAAUAAACAAAACAAAAAACAAAAGGAAAAAACUGUUUUGCUUUCAGUUUGGUGAUGUUCGCUUAAUGAUAUAAAGGGCACUGUACACUUUAAGCUCCUUGGGCGUAGCUUAGUGGGACUGUGUGUGCAAAGACCCUUUCCUGGGGCAGAAACAAAUGCAAAUACAAAUGCAGUGCUUUUGUGUUUAUGGGUGAGCAAAAUUGGCCUAAAUGUCAAUGAUCAGCUCUGGGUUGAUGGUGCUUUAUUUCAAGUUCUAGUGAAGUAUUGCUUUUUAUAUGAAAUGGCACAAACUCAAAUUGGUCGUGGAAAAUGUUUCUUUUGUCUUGCUUGAGUGUGUUUCAGAAGCCUAUUUUGGUCAGGGGACUGCAGAAGGAUUGAAAAAACAAAAAAAAAAAAACAAAAAAAAAACAAGUCUGCAAGCAUAACUAGGACAAUGGUAGAUAGCACCACAUCUUAAUCUGUUACACUCUACAUUUUUAUCACGGACCAGUACACAAAAUAAAAGCUCAGAAUAAGACAAACCCUGGCUCAUGCAUACUUAUGAUGUUUUCCAUAUGGUGAUUUCUCCAACUCUGCCAACUCUAUUAAGAAAAAGUUCACUCCUUGCAUUAUCUCUGUAGUUUAGUCUUGAAAGGCACACACAGAUGUGCUUUGGAUACGUAGCCUUUGUUCCCCCCUUUCGUUUCCAUUUUUCACAUUUUGCUGCUCAGAAACCUUCCCAUAAUAACAGCUUUGGAGCCAAUUAUGAAAUUCUCAGUCUAAUUACUUUGAUGCGUGAUCUCAGUAACGACCCUUAUUGUAGUUAGGAGGUUUGGAAUGACUCCACUGAUAAUUCAGAAACAUGCUCAGCACUUACAACAGCAGAUACAAGGUGACAAGAGUUCAAAGACCUCAGCUUUACACACUUCUUCUAUUUAUAUCUUUUUAUUAACACCCAUUUUGCUGUGUUUUUCCCCCUGUACUUUAAACGGUAAUUCCUAUGGACUGCAGUCUCUAAUAUAGGUGCUGACCACAGGUGGACACCCGAAUAAUGGGCCAGCCAGCUGAAAUUCCCUCAAUUCCCUGAGUGUAACUGAAUUAUUCAGUGAUAUUUUCAUAGAUAUCGUCCGAGUAGUCACUGGCACUGUUUGAGUGCCCCCUCUGGAGACCGUCCCUCACAUAGCUCCAUAAGAAAACAGCAGAAAUGGCUGAACACUCAACUCGUCCUGAUGAUAAUAACUACUUCAGACUAACUUGCCGCGGUAACAGAUUGUGUGCAGGGUAAUGUAUUGCUACAGCAAUAAGUGACUUUUUUUCCCCCGCGCUCUCUGUAAGAUCCAAGCCAGGUGUCUGCAUCAUCCGGGAUAUGAUUCAUGCGAUUCAUUUUCUUGUACCCUCUUGCAAAUUGGGAACAGGCCUAAAUCUAUAAUGCAACAAGGCUCUCUAUGGGGAAGGUGCAAGGCAAAUUUUGUUUGUCUGCUCUUAGCGCUUCUGUUCUCUUAGAUCGGGACUUUUAACGAUAUAAAGAGGAUUUAUCUGAUACUCAGUGAAAUGAUCACUUAAGGGGAACAGUGUGUCAAGGACAAAAAAAGGGCAAUUCCAUUUCACCUCAGUCAAUUAUGAAAAUGAAUUGAAUUCAAAACAGGCGACUUAAAUAAGCCCUCGUAUAAACAUCCAUUUAUGAAAAUGUCCCUAUUUGUGAAUCCAAUUUCAGCUCAUUUACUAAUAUGUAUAUUUAUUUGUUUUUCUCUUACUAUCUCUUUCUGCCUCUCUUUUUUAUCUCUUUUCAUUGUUUUAGGGAAAAUAUGCACCAGAGAAUCAAAUAAACAAUGUAUUUUGUAUCAAAAGAAUCCUAUAUCAAAGGGAAUGUGCAUCAUGAUGUCAAUGGCACUUGGAGUUUUAACAGUUGGACUUUUUUUUUUUUUUUUUUUUAAUUCUGACUCUUAUAAUGCGCAAUCCAGAUGUCCCCAUAAGUCUUUUCAGGCUCUUUUCUGAACCAGCCGAAUAGCUGAUUUGGGUAGUUGUCUUCGAUAAAGAUGAAACUGAGGAAUGACAAUAAGAUUUUUUUUUUUUUUUAAAGAAACAUCCUCACUCAUUAACCUCAUUAGUACAAGCAUUAUCCGCUGGUAUUUAGACAAAAAAACUGUCCUCAUCCUUGUUUCAUGAAUAGAGGGAAUAUAUAUGGAAUAUAUGUGGAUUACUGCACACCGUCACGCUGUAAUCAAAAUGUGAUUGUUUCAAAUACUGUAUCCGGUCACAUGUGUACAGUGAGCACAAUAUUACCAAUCUGUAACCCUCAUCGUGUUUUAUCUAUCUGACUUCUACUUCAGUGUUUCUGCAGCUCCAUUAACUGAAAGACAGAUCCAUGAGGGAAUGGUAUAGAAACUGCAUGAAUGUACACCAGUAGCAAGUUGCUUCUCAUAAUGUACCAGGUUUUAAUUUUCUUUUUCUCAUUCUAUACUAGUUUUGUCUUUUUUUGUUUGUUUUUUUUAAUCAUGUGUUUUUUUGGAGGUUAAUAUAUGCUGGUGUGUUAUUCAUUCAUUUUUGAAACAAAGGGCAUACUAUUUGAAUGUCCACUAUUGCUCUGUUGUCUCAAAAAACAUUGAAAAAGACAAAACGAGUGGUCAAAGCUUUCCACUUUGCAUGAUUGUGGUCUCAUUUAUUUUUUUCUUUCUGUUUUCCCACCCCUGUGAUAGAAAUAGAGUAUUAUUUUGGGCAUAAAACCUAACAUUUCCUCCUUUUUUCAGAUUUUUUUGCUGUUCAAAAUGCGUGCCAUGAUCACUGCGUCAACUCAGUGUCAUAAUUUGCAUGAACUGUUAGGACUUUGAUGAGACAUUUUGACACUUGACAGCGUGUUUCAUGCAUCCAUUAUUAGAAUCUGUGUCAGUAUUGAUAUUUGCUUCUCUAUCUGUUUGUCUGAUGGAACAAAACCAAUGUAAAACAGUGUACACAUUCAUACCUUGUGAAGUGUGCGGACCACUUAUGCAUCUACGCUUACAUGACUAUCAGAUAUCUAUCCAGAAAGGUAAAGUGGAUUUUCAGCUGUACAUAGCAGUGCCCCUAAGAAACUACAGUCGUGAUAAUGGUCACAAACUUGAAAGACACUAAAUAAAGACUAAAUAAUGUAAUUCACUAUGUUCACUGUAAGGACAAAGGGAAAACCAGAAGUGAUGAGAUGACAAUCUCUGUUGUAAUGUAAUUGGAUACAUAUGCAUAAUAUUGAUGAGAGUGUGUCUGGAUGUGUUUAGAAGUGAUCUUGUGCGUGUGCUAGAGAUCGAGACCACCGGCGUCUCCCAGAAUGUUUGUGUGUGUAUGUGUGAGUGUUUGUCCUGGCAUGGACAUGGCCAGAGCAUUUUAUGUACACAAAUGUAUCUUGUACAAAAACAAUAUAAAAAAAAAAUGAUAUAAGACUUAAGUAUAUGCUUGUAAAUUAGUCAUCAGUGAGUCAGGUCGAGUUUGCUUUGAGAGAAGGCUUUGGUGCUUGUCAGCAAAUCUGUAUUGGUCACUUAAAAGCUAUACAGUCUGUGUUGUCAUGCCUUUGUAAGAUAUGCCACUUAAUUCUAUGGAAAAAAAUGACCCUCCAUAUGGUGAAAGAUUUUUCUUGUCAUUGAAUUUUACUUGAGCCAUUAAAUAUUGAGACCUCAAAGAAUCCAG
This is a messenger RNA of Cololabis saira (Pacific saury), 8588 nucleotides long. It is a transcript of the gene pcdh11, whose product is annotated as protocadherin 11. Gene Ontology annotation, molecular function: calcium ion binding. The transcript has 7 exons. Gene Ontology annotation, biological process: homophilic cell-cell adhesion. Gene Ontology annotation, cellular component: plasma membrane. NCBI's taxonomy places the organism in Eukaryota, Metazoa, Chordata, Actinopteri, Beloniformes, Belonidae. The record is from RefSeq and is a predicted model, not a curated record. Bases 796 to 4602 code for a protein of 1268 amino acids.